AAGAAUAAACUCCACGGACUGGCACACGAUUCGCAAGCCCCAUUUGCUAAACUGAAAGCAAUCUAUCGAUCCCCCCUCUCUACGCUUUCAUAUAUCUUCGCCGAUGGCCACCGUAAACGCUGAUAAACUCACUACCGCUGCGACCACACACGACAACAACGAUGAAAACACCAGUAAAAACCCGAACCAAACGCCCGUCGCAUCAACCAAACUAGAUCGCCCCGAAGACACUUCCGGCAACGCACUAUCCGCCGUCAUUCCCGGUUGUGCGGGGCCGAAGAAGAACGCCCAGGAAUUGAAGACGACAGUAGCCGCGGCAGCCACUCUCACUGGGACAACUGAUGCUUCGGGUUCUAGUAUUCAGAAAAAGAUCCGCCGUGCAGAGCGCUUUGGCAUGGCCGUCAUGCUCUCAGAGGAAGAGAAGCGCAACUCGCGAGCAGAAAGGUUUGGAACUGGGCUCAGAUUGCAGGGAUCAGAAGCAUUGACAAAAUCUGAGGAGCUGAAGAGAAAGGCUAGAGCAGAGAGGUUUGGGCUUUCAGUGUCAUCUGUGACAACUGGUGAAGAAGCAAAGAAGAAAGCCCGCGUUGGCAGAUUUGCACCUGCUCCAAAACUAGAUGCACUUGAAGAGGAAAAGAGGAAAGCAAGGACUGCCAGGUUUUCAGCUCCUCCUACAAGUUCUCUGACGCAUGUGAAUGGCAAGGGGAAUAUUGAACUCGUUAGUCCUUAUUUAGUGGAAAGCGGCAGUUGCUGGAGAGGCUGGUGGGGAUUCCUGAACAGAGUUAUUCUUCACCGUAGUUAGGUAUAGCUAAUUAGCAUUUGAUUCUCUCAGCAUCUUCUAUACCCACAUUUACAUUCUUACAUGAAUUUCCUGAUGCAUUAUUCGUCCUUUCCUAGACAAGUAAUUAGUGCACAGCGCUGAGAGGGAGUAUGAAAAUUUCAUUCACUUUGAGGGUGCAGCCUUUAAUGUCCAUUUAGCUGGUGUGGCCUGGAGUGGUCGCAACUGCCUCUUAGUGUUUACUGAUCUCAAAAUCUACUAAAAAAUGUAGAAAUUCUGAAUUUACUGCAUUGCAUGAAUGUGUGUGUGUGUGUGUGUGUGUGUGGUCAUGUGCGUAUGCGCUAGAAAUUCUGAAUUUGCUGUGUGCGUGUGUGCAUAUUCAUGAUUUUGUGUUUGCAUUUGUAAGUUUUCUCGUAUUCAAGAACUAUUUUCAUUUGACAACUUUUCUUCCUUUUGUCUUGUGAUCUGUGACAUUUCAUUCAAUUCGUCACUAUGAUUCAGUGUAAAAUAGCAGUAUAGCUUGAGUUUGACACCUAGCUUUAUCUGAAUCAAAAAUAUUGGUUUGAAUGGACUGAUUUUCCUUUCGUGAUCUCAUCAAAUUGAAAUAUGGCACUUGCUAGUGGUUUCAAUGAGAUUCUCAGAAUGAUCAUAUGGAUUUUCAGUUUGGGUUAUGGUUGAGAUCAUUGGAAUAAUGGCAGCCGUUUGAAAAUAUUUAACUAAAGUAAACGUGCUUUAUCAUUGUGGGCUUUGCAAUGCAUGCUCCUUUAUGGGUGUUGGGGGCUCUAUAGUAAUUGAUUUGUGAAUGUAGAUACAAUUGUAGGCUUUUCAAAGCAUGCUUCUUUCCUCCCUCCUAUUAAUUCAUCCAUAAGAUGCUUGCCAAGAAUGAGAUGGAAUAGAUUGAAGGUAAAGAUGUCAGAUGGAAGACUUAGAAAAGAGGAAAAGUUGUUAGUGGGACUGUCAAUUCUAUAAGGUAGGUAUUCAAGAACAUAAUAUAUGUUAGCAUCUUGUUUCAGAAUUUCUAACAUUCUUGGUUGGCAUUUUGAGAUCAGUGAACACUUUGCAAGUGCUUGUUAGUUUCCUUUGGCCUCACAGGGUGAAUUUUUGUUUUGCAACUUAAGAUGCUGGGAAUGGAGGAUGAUAGUCGGGCUCUUUGUUUAGCUAUGUUAUUUUAAUUUAUAUGCUCAGUAUUGUAUGUUGCACAAUGUUAAGAUCCCAGCGUAUGUGGAAAUUCUGGUUGCUAGUGUGAGUAUGGGAUGGAAGUACUAGGUAUAUUAGCUGAGAAGAUUUGAUAAAAUUGUUCUUUUCCUUUAUACAUUGUACUACUAAUUAUGUUUGAUGGCACGAUGCUUGUGUGAAGUGCUCAAUAGCUAUAUCAUCAAA
Molecule: messenger RNA, 2155 nt
Organism: Tripterygium wilfordii
Lineage: Eukaryota; Viridiplantae; Streptophyta; Magnoliopsida; Celastrales; Celastraceae
Product: protein MODIFIER OF SNC1 11-like
Exons: 6
Coding region: 104-799 (231 amino acids)
Biological process (GO): poly(A)+ mRNA export from nucleus
Cellular component (GO): nucleus
Source: RefSeq, a predicted model, not a curated record